GUUUUUGAGAGUUGAAAAAUUGAGAGGGAUACUGUUUUUCUUUUUUCUUUUUUCUUUUUUUCUUUUUCGGUUCCAGUACUUAAAAGAGUACGAACUAAAAGCAGUCUCUUUUUUGUGUAUCAUCUCUCUCUGCAAUCAAUUAUCGUCAAAAUGGCGUCUAUGGCCACUUAUGCUUCAACUCCAAAGCUUGGAAACUGCUGCUCUCUCACUUUCCACAAAAACCCUACUUUUUCUUCUAUCUCUUUCUGUAAAAUAAACUCAUUUGCAAAUCACAUUGGACCUCUGAUUGUGUCACGGCCUGAUAGGACUGGGAAAGUGUCGUUGUCUCUACGUCUGACUGGUCUAUUUGGGGGUAAAAAGGAGAAUAAUGAUAAGAGCGAGGAGAAACAGUCAAAGGCAGGAUUAAUGGGUAAUAUGCAAAAUCUGUAUGAAACUGUGAAGAAAGCACAAAUGGUAGUCCAAGUUGAGGCUGUACGUGUGCAGAAAGAACUUGCUGUAGCUGAGUUCGAUGGCUAUUGCCAAGAUGAACUAAUUAAGGCAACACUUUCAGGUAACCAGCAACCUGUGAGAAUUGAGAUAACUGAGGCUGCAAUUGAACUAGGAGCUGAAAAACUGUCUCUUCUGGUUACGGAGGCCUACAAGGAUGCACACCAGAAGAGUGUCAAGGCUAUGAAGGAAAGAAUGAGCAAUCUUGCCCAAAGUCUGGGACUGCCACCAAAUCUCAACGAGGAAUUGAAGUGACGUUUGACAGUGUAGUGGAUUUCUUCAAUUUUGAAUUUGGACAUUGCAGAAAAUAUCCAUUCAUAACCGUGCAGGGCCAUAGUUACUUAGUAAACUUUUCUGUUGAAAUGUUGAAGGAUACUGUUUAUAAGGAUACAUUUUUUAAAUAUGGGAAGAUAAUCUUUUGUUUCAGAA
Ricinus communis (castor bean) is the source of this 915-nucleotide messenger RNA. RefSeq names its product nucleoid-associated protein At4g30620, chloroplastic. Bases 151 to 741 code for a protein of 196 amino acids. NCBI's taxonomy places the organism in Eukaryota, Viridiplantae, Streptophyta, Magnoliopsida, Malpighiales, Euphorbiaceae. Gene Ontology annotation, molecular function: DNA binding. The record is from RefSeq and is a predicted model, not a curated record. The transcript is spliced from 7 exons.